GGGGACAGUGUCUCUGGGCUUGGUCACCCCUGUGGAGGGCGUUCAAGUGGAACGUGCCCACCGGAACAAGCAGGCUAAUGCACUGAUCAUUAAUAUCGCCUGUAUGAUUCUGAUGAACUGUGAUCAUGGCUAUAGCGCACGUGGCGACGGAAUAUGUCUUUUCUGACUUUUUACUGAAAGAACAAACGGAGUCUAAGUAUAAAGGGGUGCGGCUGGACCUGGCUGCGGACAAACUGGUGACUUUCAUCGCGGUGGGACUCCCCCUGCUCCUCAUCUCUCUAGCCUUCGCACAGGAGGUGUCUGUGGGGUCACAGAUUAGCUGUUUUCCACCAACCAACUUCUCUCUGCGCCAGGCUGCAUAUGUGGAUUCCUUUUGCUGGGUUGCUGUAGAGAGCCAAUCUACAGAGGAUGGCUCCCCCCUCUGGCUACACAAGUUCUUUCCUUACAUCCUUCUGCUGCUGGCUGUCCUUGUGUAUGUCCCUGCUCUCUUCUGGCGCUUCACAGCUGUGCCUCAGCUCUCCUCGGAUCUCAGCUUUAUCAUGGAGGAGCUGGACCGCUGCUACAAUCGCUCCAUCCGUCUUGCCAAAAGCCUGGCAGCCAGUAGUCCUAGUGGAAAGGACAUUGCUGAGGAUCCCCACAAUGGUCUGGAGAUAGCAGAGGGCUGUUUUAAAUACCCUCUGGUGGAACAGUAUCUAAGGACCAAGCGUGGGACGUGGACUCUCGCGUGGAAGUACCUGCUUUGUCGCAUUCUCACUCUGCUCACCUUGCUGUUAGCUUCCAUCUACUUGGCCUACUACAUCUGUGUGGUCUCUCUUACCGACCAGUUCUCCUGCUACAUACACACAGGUGUGCGGUCAGCAGGUGGGCUUGUGAAUGAUAGCACGCCCCCUUCAGUGCAGUGUAAGCUUGUGGCUGUGGGCGUGUUCCGGUUGCUGAGCACUAUUAACGUGUGUGUGUACCUGCUGCUGAUACCUGCUGUGAUACAUUCUGCCCUGUCACCUGCCCGUCCACACCAGCAUGACUGUUUGCUCCGCCCCUACCGCCUCCUGCCCACUUUCGGCCACGCCAAGGGGCUGCAGUUGGCCACUCGUCGCUAUGACGACCUGAGCAUUUACCUCCUCUUUCUAAAGGAGAACUUGAGCGAACUGAAAAGCUAUAAAUGUCUACAGGUAUUAGAGCUGCUGACAGAAAGAGAAAGUGAAAGCUUAGACACAAUGUGUCUUUUGAGGACUCUUGGACAAGUGAGGACAGAUCUGGUGGACAAAAAACUUACCCCUAUUAUAGAUGGCAACAAUGAAUCUCCUCCCGUGAAGGUGGAAGUGGAUAUAUCCAAGCCCAAAGAUGUCUCCCCUGUGCUGCUGAAGGAUGGACAACAGAAGGAGGCCGACUGCGGCUGUGGGAAGGAUGUGAGACAGAGAAUGGUUUAAAUGUCAUCUGUUGCUGUUGGGAGUUUAAGCAAAAAAAACAGAGACAGCUUGUGAGAAUCCACCAGGCUAGUUUAUUCCAUAAUGUCUUCCAUAAUGUCCAUGCAUGGUCUUAUGAAGGGGUGUAACGGUACAGAAAAUUCACGGUUCAGUUCACACCUCAGUAUAAGCCCCACGGUUCGGUACGUUUUACAGUUGGUGGAAAAUAAAGAGGCUGGGCAUUCUCUAUAGCCUCACCUUUAUUAAAUUCAUAAUAACAAUAAAACUUCAUUAUAAUCAUGUUUUGUUUUUUGGGAUGCAAUGUUGUAAUGGGGCUCGAGCACUUUUAUUAAAUGCUUGAAACCAGGGUUCUCUCCUUCCUUCAUCAUGAGAGGAUCCAUCUUUUGGAUCUUGUUGGAACAAACAAACAAUGAGCCUGAUUGUGGAGCUUUUUAAAGAACAAAAACAAAAGUAUUACUUUAACAGCUUAAACUACAAAUAUGUUUUCCUAAGUAUAUUGCGCAAACCGAACCGUGACCCCGUCACAUGACUGUUGAUAAAGAAUACACGUACCAUUACACCCCUAGUCCUAUGUGUUUAUAUGUGUAUUUAAACUGUGAUCAUCAAUCACAAAAUCCGUUUAAACUGUAAACUGCCUUAAAAAGUACUGCUAAACUUGAAUAGAAUCUGCUGCAUUUAUUUAAAAAGGAAAUGGGAGUACUAGGUACAGUCAGUUUAUACAGUAUAGUUAUGUUGUUGGUUCUCAUGUCUAAAAGUGAAAUAUUCAGGGCAUUAGCGUCUAGCCCAGGGCUGUGAGGACAAAUCAGUUUUUACAAUUUAUUGACUGAUAUGCUGUUUACGGUUUCUUUUUUCAGGUAGAUAUUUUGAAAGGUUUUUAAAAUAAGUAUGUUUUUAUUGGUUAGCUUUUUUACAUUUCUUUGUUAGACAAUUUAAUAAUAAUGAUGAUAAUAAUAAGAUUGAUGAUGACAACAACCCUUGUUUAUACUCUUCUGAACCCUCAUACUAUACCACAGAGCCCUUAACAGACAAGCAAUACAAUCUCAGUGGAACUAACAGCAUGAUUUUGGCAUGUAUUAUAUGAAUAUAGGAAUGUAAAUUAUUAAGUUAAUUAAGAUUAUGAAAUGUGAAUUAAACUUGCAAUAAAAUUUCAGUGAUGACAAUUAUGCUUACAGUAAUGUAAAUAAACUAACUAAGUUCUUCUACCUGUUCA
Astyanax mexicanus (Mexican tetra) is the source of this 2634-nucleotide messenger RNA. RefSeq names its product pannexin 1b (gene panx1b). Lineage: Eukaryota; Metazoa; Chordata; Actinopteri; Characiformes; Acestrorhamphidae. Gene Ontology annotation, biological process: positive regulation of interleukin-1 production; monoatomic cation transport. The transcript has 7 exons. The record is from RefSeq and is a predicted model, not a curated record. The coding region runs from base 126 to 1427 and encodes 433 amino acids. Gene Ontology annotation, molecular function: channel activity.